AUGACAGAUAUCAACCACGAAGACUGGGAGUAUGACGAGCCACCGAUGUUGGGAGAGGCCGGAGCUCCCGCUGAGGGCAAUCAAGUGGAGCAUGCAACAAAAGAUCAAGACGCAAGUAUCAUGGACGAGAUGGUGGUGAUUGCUCAGCGAGCCAAGGAAGGCAAAUGGAAGCAACAGGAACAACAACGCAACCGCAAAACUUUUGGCCAGGGACUAAAGAAGGGCUUCCUCAACACAUCCAUUACGACAACGAAAAGGAAAAAGGUGACACUAGAAAAGAGCACAACAACCCUGGAACCAGCUGGACAGCAGUCGCGAGAUGAACAUCUGCUGAUCGUAAGUCAAAGGAGAGAGGAACCUGCGACAGAAGACUCGUCUUUCGUCUUCCCGGAAGUGCAGGAGGCGAUGAAAAGCAUGAGCCAGCUCGAUCCUAAAGAGUGGAUGAACGAGCGCUUCCUCGAGAAACUCGCGCACAACCCGAAACUUGCUCAGGCACUGCAAAACCCAUCGUUCUCGAAGGCAAUUAGUGAGAUACAGCAAGACCCUGCCGCCGCCAUAUUGAAGUACCAGAAAGAUUCCGCCGUGUCCGCCAUGCUGCGAGACUUCAUAGAGUUCCUUGGAAACCAUUUCGAAGAGCUUGGCGCUUCGGCGGAGGCUGCGUCUUCUCAAAAGAAACCCGCCCCACAACCACAACAAGACUCGCAACCUUUGGAAGGUCUCCGAAUGAACAACAAACUGAAGUCGGGUGAUCCAAAUAGACCAGCGAUAGUUGAUCUAGACGAGACGCGACGCCAGGCCAUUGCCGGGAUGCGGCGUGCACCUGAAGAAGAAGAGCAAGUGCAGCAUAUCUUGAAGAAUCCGGAGCUACUGGCGGCGCUUUCGGACGGGAAUCUUAUGCAGCGCCUUCAAGCCUCGAUGACGGAGCGCGGCUCGGGGCUGCGCUCGGAGCAGCAGGCGGCGGAGCGCAUGGCACGCGAGCUCAUGGACAUGAAGAUUGAGACGGCGCAUUUACGAGAGCGCUUGCGGCUGCGCGUGGGCGGAGAUACGACAGCAGCGGAGCUGGAGGCCGAAGCCUUUGCGCUUCAAACAGCGCUGAGUGAGGCGCAGCAGACACUCAAAGCACGUGAGAUGGACAUGCAGGCACUAGAUCUCAAGUAUCAGAAGGUCAUGCAAGGACUUAUGCGACUGGAUGAAGCCUGGAAGCUCAGUAAGGCGCAGACGAGGGAGGCGCAAGACGCGCAACAGGCGGCAGAGCAAUUCGCUUCGGACGAGAAGGAACGAAAUGACGAACUGCAGCGACAAUUAGAGGCAGCCAAGCAGAGAGAAGUAACGCUGGCAAAUAGGUUGGAUACGCUCGUAGAGGAGAAGCAGCAGGUGCAUAAGCAGAGAGAUGAGAAAGAACAUGAAGCGAAAGCCAGGGAAAUGCAGGCCCACGAACUGAGGGCGCAGUUGGAAGCCACGCGGCACCAUUUCGAGACACAAAUGAAGCAGCAGGAAGGAUCGACGCGAGAUGAUGUUUGGAAGCUACAGGAUCAGCUACAGAAGGCAGAGGAGCAGGCUGCAGCACUGAGAGGAGAGGUCCAUGCCAGACAGGAAGAGGCGGCCAAAGUGGAGACCGAGUUGAGAGAUACGAAGGAGAAGGAGGCGACGACGAAGCAAAGACUUGUGCAGCUGAUGGAGGGUCAUGCCACGCUGCGUGUGCGCUUGGAAUCGGCCAAGUUAAUUGCAGUGGAGAGCACGCAGAGGGCGAUUCAGGCCGAGGCGGAGAACGAAAGCUUGAGGAUGAAGCUUGAGGAACUUGAAGGCGUGUUGGCGGAGAAAGAGCAGGCCGUACCAGCGCUGGAGGAGGAAUUGAUGCGGCAGCAGAAGAGAAUGGCGGAGGAGCUGGCUAAGAAGAAACAGGCAGUGGAGGAAAUGGAAAAGAGGUUGACGGACGAGUCCCAGAAAAUGUUGCAAGCGCAAGAGGAGACAUGGAGCUGUCGGGAAAAGUUUUUACAGGAAGAAGCUGAAAACUACAAGAAGGAACUGGCGCGUAUGGAGGCAUUCCACGUCGAACUGGCGCAGUUGCUGCAAGUCCAAGAGGGAAAUAAGGAAACAGCAGCCGAACAAUCGGAAAGCGUCGAGCCGACCAUGCUCAAGGCGCUGAUAGUACAGGAGACCAACAAGCGCGACGUCCUCACAACGACAUUAGGGCAACUGAAGCUGAAGCUUGGAGCCACCAAGCGACUGCUAACGUCACAGAAGCAACUGGAGGCGGAGAAUACGAAACUUCGCGCUGAAGGGAGGUGCUGGUAG
Molecule: messenger RNA, 2295 nt
Organism: Phytophthora infestans T30-4
Lineage: Eukaryota; Oomycota; Peronosporomycetes; Peronosporales; Peronosporaceae
Product: plectin-like protein
Exons: 7
Coding region: 1-2295 (764 amino acids)
Source: RefSeq, a predicted model, not a curated record